AUGUCAACCACCGAGUGUCCGAUCUGCUCGCGGCAUGUGCGCUCUGAGAACCUCAUGCUGCACGUAGACGCCUGUUUAGCCAAGCAGGGCCGACCUAAGACGCAGUUCCGCUCUCCGUCGCCAUCCGUCAGGUCCAAGUCUCCAACGACCAGUAGAACGCCGAAUCGAAGUCCACCACCCCAAAAUUCCUCGCCGUCGCCUUCUGCCCAAAAGAAGCGCAAACGCACGGCGACCGACGAUGCGUCAGCAGUGCCAUUGGCCGAGAGGAUGAGACCUACAGACCUGAAUGAUCUGGUGGGUCAGGAGGAGCUCCUCGGUCCCGGAAGCUUGUUGUCCACGCUGAUUGAGGCGGAUCGAGUGCCCAAUAUGAUUUUAUGGGGACCCCCAGGAUGUGGUAAAACGACGUUGGCCCAUGUGAUUUCCAAGAAGACGGGCUGCAAGUUCAUUAGCCUGUCUGGCGCGACAUCCAAGGCUGGCGACAUGAAGGACGCCGUGGAUCGAGCUAGAGGGGAGCGCAAGAUGUUUCGUCGACGCACCAUCGUCUUCGUUGACGAGAUCCACCGCUUCAACAAAAUUCAGCAGGAUUUCUUCUUGCCACCAGUUGAAGACGGUACCAUUACGUUGAUCGGCGCUACAACGGAGAAUCCGUCGUUCGAAGUGAACAAUGCGCUACUAAGUCGCUGUCGAGUGUACUCACUAAAGAAACACACACCAGAGUCCAUCGAGAGAAUCCUUCGACGUGCGCUGACUGCUGGAGAUCAAAUGUCUUUCGAAGCUGAAGACGAGGCAAUUAAAUACUUGACCACACAGUGUGCUGGUGACGCCCGAGCCGCGUUAAACUGCUUGGAGAUGGCUAUCCAAACUGCCCCUAUUGAUCCUGACAAGCGGGUGCUACGGGUGUCUGCUAUACACGUCCAGCACUGUUUUGCGCAUAGACAAACACUGUUCUACGAUCGAAACGCUGACAUGCACUACGACGUCAUUAGCGCUUUACACAAGUCGAUUCGAGGCAGCGACGAGAACGCGACACUGUACUGGCUGGCGCGCAUGCUAGAAGGCGGUGAAAACCCCCUGUACGUGGCUCGACGACUUAUUCGAGUCGCAAGUGAAGAUGUUGGACUCGCAGCCCCAGAGUUACUUCCGCUGGCUGUAUCAGCCUAUCAAGCGGCUCACUUUACCGGGAUGCCAGAGUGUGACGUCGUGCUUGCCCAUGUCGCGACGAUGCUUGCUCGUGCGCCAAAGUCCAUUGAGGUUUACGCUGCGUACAAACGGGCGAAGCAAUCGAUCCACGACUGGGGUAAAGGGGCAUUACCGGACGUUCCUAUGCAUAUCCGUAAUGCCCCCACAAAGCUGAUGAAAGAGAUGGGGUACGCCAAAGGUUACAAGUAUAACCCACACUAUACUGCAGAAGAGCUCAAAGACCAAACAUAUCUGCCCGACGAAAUGGUCGACACCAACUUUUUUGAAGACGCGAAGACCGAGCAAGAUGCAGGGGGUUAG
Phytophthora infestans T30-4 is the source of this 1500-nucleotide messenger RNA. Its product is annotated as ATPase WRNIP1. Gene Ontology annotation, biological process: regulation of DNA repair; DNA-templated DNA replication. The record is from RefSeq and is a predicted model, not a curated record. Gene Ontology annotation, cellular component: nucleus. The transcript has 3 exons. Gene Ontology annotation, molecular function: ATP hydrolysis activity; ATP binding; DNA binding. Lineage: Eukaryota; Oomycota; Peronosporomycetes; Peronosporales; Peronosporaceae. The coding region runs from base 1 to 1500 and encodes 499 amino acids.